Molecule: messenger RNA, 213 nt
Organism: Racocetra fulgida
Lineage: Eukaryota; Fungi; Glomeromycota; Glomeromycetes; Diversisporales; Gigasporaceae
Source: the annotation of a GenBank genome assembly
AUGGGAAGUUUAGUCUCCGAAGAAAUUAGAAGUAACGGCUCCAAAGCUGGCAGUCCAGGAGAUAAUAAAGUGAUACCAAUGGAACUCGAUAGGACCGAAUGCGGACAAAAGGGCCAUAUAGUAAAAAUGUGCCCCAACAAACAAACCUCAAACCCCGGGACUUCUUCAAGCACAAAUGCUAAUGUUGAGCAAGCGAACUUGAUAGAAAAAGAA